AUGUGGAUCCCUUCUCGUCGGCAACUAUGCUGGGCCUUCCUGGCUGCCUCAUUGCUCUCCGUUACCUCCUUCUUUCUCCACCUCUGGAAAGGCAGCUUCUCCCCCAAACUGGUUUUCUCUGCUCUGUGCCACAAGCAAUGCCCAGGCUUAACCAAAGUGGCCCUCUUCUGCCUGCCAGGGACCCCUCAAGGCCCCAAUGGUUCUUUGGCCCUCCACAAGCCAGCAGCAAGUCCUGAGCCUGGCAUCUGGACUAUCCAGCCAGAGGGGCGCUUUGGAAACCAGAUGGGCCAAUAUGCUACUCUCUAUGCCCUGGCCAAACUGAAUGGGAAGCAAGCCUUCAUCCUGCCAGACAUGCAUGCCACCCUGGCCCCAGUCUUCAAGGUCACCCUUCCAGUACUAGACAGUGAGGUUGCUGCCCGAAUGCCCUGGCACAUCUACCCUCUUCGAGACUGGAUGGAGGAGGAGUAUGCCCACCUGGGUGGCCAGGACAUGCUACAGUUUACUGGCUUCCCCUGUUCCUGGACCUUUUACCACCACCUUCGGGCUGAGAUCCAGCGAGAAUUCUCCUUGCACCGCCAUAUCCGAGAGGAUGCACAGGCUUUCCUUCAUUGGGUCCGCUACAGCAGGGGCAAGGGCAGGAGCCUCACUUUUGUGGGGGUCCACGUCCGCAGGGGCGACUAUGUGGAGGUGAUGCCCAAGCACUGGCGAGGUGUGGUGGCUGAUCGUGCCUACCUGGAGCAAGCCCUGGCCUGGUUCAGGGCUCGCUACCCUGACACCGUUUUUGUGGUGACCAGCAACGGGAUGAAGUGGUGUCAAGAAAACAUCGAUACCUCGAGGGGAGAUGUGGUAUUUGCUGGCGAUGGAGAUGAGGUGGCGCCCGGCUCGGACUUUGCGCUGCUAACUCAAUGCAACCACACGGUAAUGACCAUUGGAACCUUUGGAUAUUGGGCAGCCUACCUGGCUUCAGGGAAGACCGUCUACCUGGCCAACUACACCCUCCCUGACUCCCAAUUCCUGAAUGUAUUCAAGCCUCAGGCUGCCUUCCUGCCCGAGUGGGUAGGCAUCCCUGCAGACCUCUCCCCACUCUUGCACUGAUCUGCCUCUGGCUUCGAUU
Trichosurus vulpecula (common brushtail) is the source of this 1114-nucleotide messenger RNA. It is a transcript of the gene FUT1, whose product is annotated as fucosyltransferase 1 (H blood group). Gene Ontology annotation, molecular function: galactoside 2-alpha-L-fucosyltransferase activity. The coding region runs from base 1 to 1095 and encodes 364 amino acids. The transcript has a single exon. The record is from RefSeq and is a predicted model, not a curated record. Gene Ontology annotation, cellular component: membrane. NCBI's taxonomy places the organism in Eukaryota, Metazoa, Chordata, Mammalia, Diprotodontia, Phalangeridae. Gene Ontology annotation, biological process: carbohydrate metabolic process.